CGAAAGGGGAAGAAACAAGCUAAAUCAAGCUAAUAAUACAUACCCAAUUCUCGAAUUCUCGUUCUUGAUUUUGUUCUUACAAUCCGCUUUGUGAGUCGGAUCAUUUGGUGGAUUUAUUGUCCAUCAAAUUGGUGCUCUCGUUGAGAGUUCGAUAAUCAUACUCAGAGGAAAUCCUCCACAGAGACGAUGGUGCAAACACGCAGUAACGCCAAUAUAGGUACCGGAGUUCCCCAGCAGGGGGAGAACAGCGCCACUGGAGGCCGGAAUCCUCCCAUCACCACGGGGGAGGCUGAGGCCCUCAUUCAGAGGGUUGGGAUCACAGCCGAACAAUUCAAGGAGGUACUGGCUGCACUUGCGCCCAACCGCGAGGUUGUGGUAGAAGAUGUGGCUGGGGGACCCACAGGCGGGAAGGCUGGACCUGCGGACUCCCAAGGGAAAAAGAAGAAAGUGAGGCGGUCCCAGAAGAAGAAGGCGACCAAGCCUAAUGGGAAGGCGGUGAUGGUGGAUGCGCUUUCCAGGCUGGACGAAGAGGACGAGUCGUCCUCCUUCGAGCGGAUGUCUGCUUUUGACCGUUUGGGAGAUCCCAAAUCAAAGAAACUUCGGACCUCUGCGUUCGAACGGUUGCAAGACACUCGGUCGGCCCGAAAGGGCGACUUGAGGGACACGCUCAAGGAGAAAAGAGGGGAGUCCACAGUGACCUCCAAGAUCGGUCCUGAGGAGCGAUGGACGAUGGUCGAGGACAAGGGCGCAGCCGAGCUGUGGAGAAUGAGGAUAAUGUCUUGUCCUCUCCCGGAUAAUUUCAAAACUCCCCAAAUCAAGGCAUACAACGGGACGACUGAUCCCCAGGACCACCUCGCUCGCUUCGGGGCAAAUGUGGUCAUGUAUGCGUACCCAGAAGAAAUCAAGUGUCGAUGUUUCCUGGCGACACUGGAAGGGCAGGCUUGUGAGUGGUUUCACAAGUUACCCAACGGGUCGAUAGAUAAGUGGAGCGACCUGGCCCACAAGUUCUUGGAGCACUUCGCAUCCAGCCGGAGACAAAAGCUCCCCUUCUCGCAUUUGCUCAAUGUGAAGAUCCGGGAGGGGGAACAGCUCCGGGAGUUCAUUAAUAGAGAUGUUGGCCAGGGCGAAGUACCUGGCGUUGAAGAAGAAGAAGAUGAGCCACCAGUCCGGAAGGAGAAGAAAAGCGGGCCGCCGGUGGCAGAAGGAAAGAAAAGGAAGGACUAUGGUAAGGGGCCGAACCCCACCGGGUAUCACGCGAACAGGCAUCCUGUUCAUGCGGUACAGUCGUUGCCUGCCCCUCCUCAUAGUUGGGAAAGCUAUGGUGUGCAAGAUGCACCCAAAUACUGCGAGUACCACCGUAACAGCACCCAUAACACGUCGGAGUGCGUUACGUUGAAGAAGGAGAUGGAUCAGCUGAUCGCUAGAGGGCUGCCUCCUUGGUCGAAGCGACCGUCCUCAAGUAACCGGACCUGGAGGAGGCCGCCGGCCCCCACGGCAGCGAUCACAGCAGGAGAAGGGCAAGAAGAUGGACGGCAGUAUCUAGGGCGAGAAUGUGACGAUCUAGAUGAGGAGGAAAGGCAAGGUUGCCGACACCUGGGGUGUCGGUUCAUCAUGGGAGGAAACACCGGAGGAGAUUCGUUGUCCUCCCGGAAGAAGUGGAAGAACAUGGUGUACCUAGCCGAGGUACAAAGGCCGCCGCUGCCUAAGCGGAAGAAGAAGGAACCUCUGAUCUUUACAGACGAGGAUUAUCCCCCAGUCCUCAGCCCUCACAGGGACGCUCUAGUGAUAAAGGUAGAGAUCAAUAAUGUGGUUGUUCACCGAACUUUGGUCGAUACGGGCAGCUCGGUCAACGUUAUGUACAGCAACACCUUUAAGGAGUUGGGGUUGUCCCGAAGCGACCUGAAACCAAUCCAUACGCCGCUAUCAGGGUUUACAGGGGAUACUAUCGAGGCUGAAGGAACUAUCACGGUAAAGGUCGGGGUAGGAGAUGGCACCCACCGACUCUGGGUCGACAUGGAAUUUAUGGUAGUGCAGCUCGACUGUGCACACCAUCUGAUUCUAGGACGACCAGGGUUGGAGGACCUGGAGUGCGUAAUCUCCCCCGUCCACUUGUGCCUAAAGUUCAACACUCCCACAAGGGUGGGGAUAGCAAAGGGAAACCAAAGCCUGUCACGGUCGUGCUACGUUAGGGCGACCAAGAGCCAAGUCCGGGUCGACGAGAAUGUGAGUACGAUCUGCGCUGCAAUCCAGAAGGAGGAGGGGCGACCACGAGCUGAACCGGCGGAGGAGGUCGAAGAAGUUUCUUUGGACCCGGUCGAACCAGAGCGGAAGGUGAAGGUAGGUAAAACCUUACCGCUUGAAUUAAAGGAGCAGUUAUUGGAGGUCCUCCAAGCAUUCAAGGUGCUAUUCGCUUGGGGACCAGAGGAUAUGCCAGGGGUCGACCCAAAAAUCAUUUGCCAUAGAUUGGCAGUGGAUCCGACCCACAAGCCGGUCAAACAGAAGAAGCGUUUCCUUUCCUCAGAACGGAGAGAGUUUGUCACCAAGCAGAUAGAGUUUAAGCCACGACCGGCGAUAAAGGGGCAGGCGUUGGCAGAUUUCGUGGUAGAGUGCACAGCAAGAGAGGUGGAGUCUAGUGGAAAAGAACCCGAAGGGAGCUGGUGGACGGUGUACGCUGAUGGUUCGUCCACGACUGAUGCUUCCGGAGGAGGCGUCGUGGCGAUAUCACCGGAAGGGUUCAAAGCAUACUACUCCGUUAGAUUCCGGUUUAAAGUCUCAAACAAUGAGGCUGAAUACGAGGCUCUGCUUUGCGGUUUGAGGCUAGCAGCUUCAUUAAAAGCUGAACGAGUUCGAGUCCGGUGCGAUUCCAAGCUAAUAGUAGGUCAUGUCACUGGAGAGUUUGAGGCCAAGGAUGAGCGAAUGAAGAAGUAUAGAGACAUCGCCCGGGAAUUGCUCAAAGCGUUUGGAGCGUACCGGAUAGAGCAGGUACCUCGUGAAGAGAAUGCUGAGGCGGACAUCUUGUCAAAGCUGGGCCCAGAUUCCCCAGAUCAUAUCAAGGCAAUGGCCCAAGAAGAAGAAUUGCUCGAACCAAGCAUCAGUCUCGGACAAGUAUUGGUCAUCACACUCAAGGAGCCAGCGGAUUGGAUUGAUGAGAUUACCAUGUACCUCCUUGAUGGGUCGCUACCUACCGACCCAGUCACGGCGAAAGUGGUAAAACGGCGUGCACCCAGUUACACGCUGGAGUGCGGUCGAUUAUACAAGCGGUCGUAUAAUGGGAACAACACAUACCUGGUGGUCGCGAUCGACUACUUUACUAAGUGGGUUGAGGCCGCUCCCGUGCCGACCAUUACUGCAGAACAGAUGACGAAGUUCGUUUCCAAGCAAAUCUUGUGCCGAUUUGGGGUGCCCCAGCAGAUCAUCACCGACAAUGGAACCCAAUUCGAGGCCAGAGGGUUCAAUGAGUUUCUACAGAGCUGGGGCAUAAAGCACAACUAUGCAGCGGUCGGGUACCCUCAAACCAAUGGGCAGGUCGAGAACACUAAUCGAACUAUCGUGGACGGUGAAACUCCUUUCUCGCUCACAUAUGGAUUUGAAGCAAGGGCUCCAGCGGAAACCUCUUUGUUGAGUUAUAGAGUGGAGACGUUUGAUGAUCAAGAAAUUGAAGAGAACUUGAGGGCAGAAUUGCACCUCAUUGAUGAGCGUAGGGAAAGGGCAUACAUGCGGGCAGAAAACUACCGCCGGCAGGUCAAGUCAUAUCACGACCAACGGGUGCGACCAAGGCAGUUCAAGAUGGGCGACUGGGUCCUUCGAAAGAGGGAGGUCAGCCGGCCGACCGACGGGGGAAAGUUUGCUAAAAGCUUCGAAGGGCCAUAUAUCAUAACGGAGGUGUUGGCUGAUGGGACGUUUAGGUUGUAGACUCCAGCCGGUGGCGACGUUCCGCGAGCAUGGAAUGCCGCCAACCUUAUAAAAUUUUAUCAAUAGAUUGUAUUCCAGCCAUGUUUCUUUCUUGAAGUUUAAUAAAACCAGCUUUCUGGCACAUCUUGUC
Messenger RNA from Cuscuta campestris, 4042 nucleotides. The record is from the annotation of a GenBank genome assembly. NCBI's taxonomy places the organism in Eukaryota, Viridiplantae, Streptophyta, Magnoliopsida, Solanales, Convolvulaceae.